UCAAUACGGUACACGUCCCACCUCUUAUUAAACGAGAUAGUAGUUACCAUAUCAUACCAGGUUCAUCUUGUUCUCAUUUCACACCAACCCCCCUUGCUUAUAUUCCUGCUUGCUUUGACUCAGAAUCUUACAUUGGCAGCUAUGGCGGUUAACGAUGAUCCUAUGGUGGUUCCCACUCUCUCUCCGCCCAACACCUACGAAGCCGUCGUCAAUGGUGGCACCUUCGACCGAUUGCAUGACGGCCAUCGCCUCUUUCUCACUACUUCAGCUCAGUUGGCAAAGCACCGUAUUGUCAUUGGAGUUUGCGACGGUCCUAUGCUUGCUAAGAAACAGUUUGCUGAACUCAUUGAACCAAUUGAGACAAGGAUACAUAAUGUCAAAACUUUCAUAAAGUCUGUUAAGCCAGAGUUGGAAGUGCAAGCUGUACCAAUCACAGAUCCUUAUGGCCCUUCCAUUAUAGAUGAAAAAUUGGAGGCUGUGGUUGUGAGCAAAGAGACUUUACCUGGUGGAUUGGCAGUAAACAGAAAAAGAGCUGAAAGAGGCCUCUCACAGUUGAAGAUUGAAGUUGUAGAUUUGGUCUCUGGAGAAUCAGGUGAGAUUAAGCUGAGUUCAUCAAUGUUGCGGAAGCUUGAGGCUGAAAAGGCCCAAAAACAAAGCACAAUACCAAUUGCAAAGAUGAAUGACUUGAUGACAAAAUCGUUCCUAAGUUAUGUGGAUUUGAAGAAACAGGCACAGAAAGAUUUUGAAGAUGUUGACCUUGAACUAGGGAACCUCAACCCAACACAAGACCCUAACCUCUCUCAAUUCUUCCAAGAAGUUGAAGCAAUCAAGGUUGAAAUGGAAGAGAUCACCAAUCUCUUAUUAGAUCUUCAGCAACUGAAUGAAGAGACAAAAUCCACUCACAGUGCGAAAGUUCUUCGCGGGUUAAGAGAUCGAAUGGAUUCCGAUAUGGUUGCCGUGCUGCGCAAGGCAAAUAUUAUCAAGGCUAGGUUAGAGGCUCUUCAAAAAUCGAACAUUGCGAAUCGAAGCAUAUCAGAAUGCUACAAAGAAGGAAGCCCUAUUGAUAGAACUAGAGUUUCUGUCACUAAUGGUUUGAAGGUCAAGCUUAGGGACAUGAUGAAUGAUUUUCAGUCCUUGAGGGAUAAAAUUGUGUUGGAUCAUAAGGAGGAUUUGAAGAGAAGGUACUACACUGUCACAGGCGAGGUACCUAGCGACGAGGUUAUGGAGAAGAUGAUAUCAGGGAGUCUCAAAGUUGAGUUUUUGGCUGGGAAAACAGAUGCUGAUAUGCGUACUCAGGUUAGGCAUGAAGCUGCGAUGGAUAUUCAGAGAAGUUUGAAUAAGCUUCAUCAAGUUUUUCUUGAUAUGGCUAUUUUGGUUGAGACUCAAGGCGAAAAAGUGGAUAACAUUGAGGAUAAUGUGGUCAAUGCUGCUCAAUACAUUCAUGGUGGAACUAGUAAUCUUUACUAUGCCAGCCAGAUCAAGAAGAGGAACAGGAAAUGGGUCUAUUGGGUUAUUGCUGUUUUGUUGAUUGUGCUGCUGGUUUGUCUCAUUGCAAUGUUGGCUUCUUGAAUGAAGCUAUUUUGG
Molecule: messenger RNA, 1584 nt
Organism: Medicago truncatula (barrel medic)
Lineage: Eukaryota; Viridiplantae; Streptophyta; Magnoliopsida; Fabales; Fabaceae
Product: syntaxin-112
Exons: 7
Coding region: 142-1569 (475 amino acids)
Biological process (GO): vesicle-mediated transport; coenzyme A biosynthetic process
Cellular component (GO): membrane
Molecular function (GO): dephospho-CoA kinase activity; pantetheine-phosphate adenylyltransferase activity
Source: RefSeq, a predicted model, not a curated record